AAGUGGUGGGUUUAGUUGAGCCUUACUCACCGGAGAUGUCGGACUGAAGACCCCGCGACCCGUGUGCUGAGAGCGAGAAGAAGAAAAUCAACGGUUUAAGUUAUCCCGAAUACUCCUCGGUUGGGUGCAAGAGUGAGCGAGAAGAUACGAAGUCGCGGUGUGUGUUCUGGUUUUGAUCAUUUCGUCUUGGAAGAUUAGCGAAGUUCUAUCGUUCUAUGCUUUAUGAGUUUGACACCUUGAUCCUUGCGUGUUAAGGGAAUGUUUGCAGCUCGAACAAAGUUAUAUCGAAUAAGUUGAAGGCGGUCCUAAAUAUAAAAAAGGUCGCUGUGGUGCUUCUGCUGCUGCUGUUGAUGAUCAAUCGUAUGGGUAGUGGUGAAAUUUGAAAUCCUGUUAGGGGAGAUCAGUUGAAGAAUUUGCACGAUCAAUGAUCAGCAGUGAGUGUGCUGGAAUCACUUAGUGAACAAAAAAAUAGUCAACGAUCGCCCAAAAAGGCAAUCUACUUGCCUUGCGUGUGUGUUGUUGCGGAGAAAGUAAUUUAAACAGCCGACGAAACAGCAACCCCCCGAAGCCAAGAUGCCCUGCAGUGCAGUAACGCUAUCUCUCGCGACGAUAUCCGCCAUUAUUGCCGUUGCCCUGCUGGCAAUCGCCUUCUCCACAGAUAAUUGGCUGAGCUACGAAGUGAAGCGGAAUAACAUACAGUCAUUCAUAGCGAAACAUCCUGAUGGAGCAUCACUCACCGAAUCGUUUAAUAAUAGGCUCAUCUACUACCCUCGGACACGUGGACUCUUCCGGUACUGCUACCCGAAGGAAAAACCACCAGCAUCCUUCGUUCAAAUCUACCUCUCGCCGGUGGAAACCCACUGCUCGAACAUAGACUAUUUCCCCCAGAUCGAGGAAGAUAAGUCAUCACCGUCGUUCAACGAAGACAUCACGGCCCGCCUACAUCUGGCCCGAUCCGUCAUAGCCGCUUUUAUCCUCAGCUUUGUUGCCAUCUUCUGUGCCUUCUGGACCGGUUUGUCGGGCUGUUGGAAGCGAUCGGCCGGUGCCAUUACUGCGACUGCUAUUCUGAUGCUCACUGCUUGCCUACUGGCAGCCGGUGCCAUGGGACUCUGGCAUACAGUGGAGUUCUUCGAAAAGGAGAAAGUCGUCGGUGAUGAUUACUAUCAGAGCUGGACUACGGUUCUUCGUGACAACACUCGCAUUUCCUACGAUUGGUCCUACAUCGUGGCCUGGGCCGGCGUGGCGUCCAGUUUGCUGGCAUCGAUCCUCCUGUCGGGAGCCGCCGUAUGCCUUCGGGGCGAGCGCGAGAAGGAAGAGCAGCUGAACCUGAGCUAUUUGAUGCCCGUGUAUCCUCAAAAGCAACCUCCUUACCCUUAUGGUGGUUUCCCUCAGCCUCAACUCUACCCGCAGCCAUACUAUCACGGAUCGCAAUACGGACCGUACAACUACUGAAGCGGUUGUUUCAAAAACAGUCGUUGCGAUUUCCGAAACUCCCUUUAGAACACCUGCGCAAUCCUUGCAAAGGUUUGCUCUCUCUCUCACACACACACACACACAAAAACGCAUUCGAAAUUUAGAGUGAAAUCGUGAGAGAUCGUUAUGAUGCGAGAUGAAAUUUAACAUUUAAAUUUUUCGAAUCGGCCUUUUGGCCACCAGCUACGUUAAUCUCCUCAAUCUCUCCAAUCCACAUCGCGCUCGCUGAUUCUCUUCACCAUCCCUUUUUUCCGCCGACAUGAAAUUGUGCUGAGACAAAUAAGGGACUCAAAUUUUUCUUCAACCAUACAAGGAAUGUCUUCCAUUUUUUUUCUUCUAACCACUAGUUUUACAAUCUAAUAUUCUCAAUCUCUUAAACCCACACGGACACACACACACAAGUGUCCCCCUUUUCCACGUAAGACUUCUUUUUUUAAUUUUAAUUUUUAUCAUCUAUUUUUAAGAUUAGACGUUUACUUUUUUAAACAUUAAAGCAAAACAUCGCGCUUAGAGUGUAAGAAAAGUUUAUUUGAUUUUUUUUCACGAGAAAAAAACCGAGAAGAUGAAAUGGUGAGACAACGAUGCGUAAUGCUCAUUUGUAUUAUGUAUAGAAGUUAAUUUAAUUCUACGCCGUAAGAGAAACAGAAAUAUAUUUUAGUUAUAAAUAGA
This is a messenger RNA of Toxorhynchites rutilus septentrionalis, 2142 nucleotides long. RefSeq names its product transmembrane protein 235. Lineage: Eukaryota; Metazoa; Arthropoda; Insecta; Diptera; Culicidae. The record is from RefSeq and is a predicted model, not a curated record. The coding region runs from base 574 to 1452 and encodes 292 amino acids. Gene Ontology annotation, cellular component: membrane. The transcript is spliced from 6 exons.